Molecule: messenger RNA, 1293 nt
Organism: Guyanagaster necrorhizus
Lineage: Eukaryota; Fungi; Basidiomycota; Agaricomycetes; Agaricales; Physalacriaceae
Exons: 8
Coding region: 1-1293 (430 amino acids)
Source: RefSeq, a predicted model, not a curated record
AUGAAUUGGACUGACCAUGAAACGGCUCCAGACUUUACCCCGACCAUCUUUUGUAUUCCCGAGGCCUCACAAAGCAACUUCACUCGCCACAAAGAAGUAAUAACUUGUAUCCCCCUGGGACAAGAGUCCACGACAUUUCGACCUCUGGUUGCUAAAAUCGUCAAACGGCUGGAGCCUUUCACAUCCUCCGUCCUUCUCAUUCAACAGGUUUCCGACGGCAAACAAUUUAUGCUAAAGCUAAAUGACCGUAGACUGGGCCAUCGUCACAGCCUCGAUAUGGAGGAUGGCGAGUUCCCGUGGACGACGGCCCUUGAAGAGCAUCUACGAGCAGCCGUGCAGAACAUACAACUCGGAACGACCACCAACUGGUUCGACCUCGUCAAGGAUUGGAAGCACCCUGCCCAACCUGAUCUGGAUGACUGGGAGGACUGGAUGUGGGAGAUAUUGACAUGGACUUCGAGAAUGGAAGAACAUCAAACCGAGGUGAAGGCAUAUCGUUUAUUACGCCGACUACAGGGUCGUCUCAUUCUCCGCUUCUACGGUCUCGUUCAUCUCCCUAUUUCUUCCUCCCAGCCUCUUCACCCAAUCUCGAAUUACAUUCCCUGCCUCAUUAUCGAGGACAUCCAAGGUGUGAGCAUGGGCUCGCUCAAACCCGGUGUUGAUAUCCCUCGACCGGAGGCAGAGGCGCUUGCUGACCGUGUUAUGGACGCCUUCCGGACGAUGAAGGCGGGACUCGGACAGGUCCCCGGGAUGAGUGAUGAGGAGUGGGAGAAUUCGGUUUCAGGGUCUCAGAACACGCGCUUUCCGCGUAGGGUUCUUAUGAGUAAAGAUCAUGGGGUGUGGAGAAGGAAGGGGAUGCCGCUGCCGAUGAAUUACUAUUAUUCUGCGCUAAUGUGGAACGAAUACGUCGAGAACCAGCCUGAGGAUUAUUGCAGACAGACGUUCGAGAGGGUCCCGGGUACGGAUUGGGAAGGUGCAAGAGAAGAAGUACUGCAGUGGCGCGUCAAGCCGGAGCUCAAAGGCGUUCGGUGGGGACCUUGCAUGUCACGCGUAUCAAACGUUGUUUCCCAAUGUCGAGGGUCAGCCAUGACUAGGACUCGUGAAAAAGACGCAUCGUCUCAUUUACGCGCUAUGUCCACGGAAUUACAACCUUUGUCUUUGGCAUUCAACGAAUGCGUGGAAAGUAUGCUUGAAGACUUCCGUAGAGCGAGAAAGCCUUGGUACGACUUCGCUCAGACGGCGCACUCCCAGUCCGUGGAUGCGUUUAGGAGGCGGAUAGGUCUUAUCAGCUAG